AUGGCGCCGAUCGCAGUAUCCCCAAGAUCAGCACCGGCAGUGCCCAGCAAGCCAGUCGACGCAAGCACCGCGAGGAAAAAUGCAAGAAAAGUCAAGUUCGCAUCGUUCGAUGUGACUGACCAAGUCUUUUACCGAUCAGCAGAUGGCUCUUGCUCUGCGAUUGUCAACCUCAAGCCCAUUGUACCUGGACACGUGCUCGUCAUCCCAACAACACCAUAUCACAGGCUGUUUGAAAUUCCGACAGACAACAUCGCAACACUAUUCCAGAGCGUUCAGGAGAUCUCAAGAGGACUCGAGAAGGUGUUCAAUGCCGACGCUCUGACUGUCAGCAUUCAGGAUGGCGAAGCUGCUGGUCAGACUGUUCUCCACCUCCAUAUUCACAUACUGCCCCGCAAGAAGGGCGACAUUGAGCCGAAUGACUUGAUCUACGAGCAUCUGGAGCAAUGGGGCUUUGAUAUCCAGAAGCUCCUCAACAAGGAUACUGUCCACAAGGUCGACGCUGAUGAAGACAGGAAGCCGAGGUCGAGGGCAGAGAUGCAUAAGGAAGCUGCUUUCCUCAGCUCCUUCUUCACCAUUCAAGGCAAGUUCGAUGCCAGCAAGAUCGAAGCAUUCCACUCGGCACUAGCUAAGCGAGCCUCAGAAACCCAGCCAUCCGUUACACAGAAACGCUCUCGAGUUGACCGCCUUCCAGUGACACUACUGAGCGGCUUCCUCGGCGCAGGCAAGACAACUCUUCUCGAACACAUCCUCACGUCAAAGGAUCACGGCCUCCGUGUCGCCGUCGUUGUCAACGACAUGGGCGCACUCAAUAUUGACGCCUCUCUUCUCUCCAACCACCGCGUCACUCAAGCAGAAGAAAAGGUCGUUCAGAUGCAGAAUGGCUGCAUCUGCUGCACGCUGCGCGGUGACCUGCUCGAAGAAGUAGCCACACUCGCGUCUAAUCACGAGAUCGACUACCUCCUUAUCGAAAGCACCGGUAUCUCAGAGCCAAUGCAGGUGGCUGAAACAUUUUCGGGAGAGUUUGCAGACAUGUACACGGAAACGGCACAGGAUCUCGAAGAUGAGAUUAGCGCCGAAGCGCAGAAGAAAGAAGAGCACGAGAAAGUCGCUGCUAUCCUUAAACAGGGCGGACUGCCUGCUGUUGCCCGCCUCGAUACUUGUGUUACUGUUGUCGACGCAGUCAACCUUUUCAACGACUACAACACCACCGACUUCCUCGUUGACAGGCAUAAGGAUGAUCACGAUGUGCCGGAAGAAGAUGAUCGCAACAUCAGCGACUUGCAAACGGAUCAGCUCGAGUUUGCAAACGUCAUUUUGAUCAACAAGUGCGAUCUCGUACCGCAAGCUGAAGUAGACCGAAUCAAGUCCUUCAUCCGAUUGCUGAACCCAGAUGCCAAGAUCAUUCCAACUACCCGUAGUCGCGUCGACCUCAAGGAGAUCUUGAACACCAACUUGUUCAGCUACGAAAAGGCUGCACUGGGUGCAGGAUGGCUGAAGAGCUUGAACGAAGAGAUCAAGCCCGAGACGGAAGAGUACGGCAUCGGCAGUUUCGUGUAUAGAGCAAGGAGGCCGUUCCACACCUCAAGACUCUGGCAGACGAUCAGGGAGGUCUUUGUUGUCAUCCAGAGCGAGUUCGUCGACGAUGGUGAGGAAGAAGAUGGUGAGGAGGAGAUGGAAGAUGAAGACGCCGAUGGUGAGGAAGAAGAUGGUGAGGAGGAGAUGGAAGAUGAAGACGCCGAUGGUGAUGAUGCUUCCGAGAUGGAAGUCGAAGCUCAGCCUCAGCUCAACCCACAAGCGCGUCUGGAAGCUAAGAACGCAAGCUCGACUUUCGGUCCCCUCCUUCGCUCGAAAGGCUUCAUCUGGCUAGCUACACGUCCACUCAUGUUCGGUGAAUGGUCUCAAGCAGGCAUCAUGUUGACUCUCCAAGGUGGUGCACGCUGGCGAUGCGAGCUGGACGAAUCGAUGUGGCCCUGCGAUAAGGAAGUUGUCGAAGCGCUCAAGAAGGACUUCGAAGGUCCAUGGGGCGAUAGGAGACAGGAGAUCGUGCUCAUCGGUAAGAACAUGCGUGAUGGAGGCGAGAAGAGACUUCGCGAGGCUCUCGACAAGUGUUUGCUCACGGAUGAAGAGAUGAAGCAAUGGGAGGAGAUCAUGACAGACGAAAGCAAGGAUGUAAAGGAAAAGGAGCAAAAACUGCAAGAGAUCUGGGAAGAUGGAUUCGAGGAUUGGCCCGAUCACGAAGAUCCAGAUGCUCGUGAGGGGCAUGUUCACUGA
This is a messenger RNA of Ustilago hordei, 2271 nucleotides long. RefSeq lists its product as uncharacterized. Lineage: Eukaryota; Fungi; Basidiomycota; Ustilaginomycetes; Ustilaginales; Ustilaginaceae. Gene Ontology annotation, molecular function: catalytic activity. The record is from RefSeq and is a predicted model, not a curated record. The coding region runs from base 1 to 2271 and encodes 756 amino acids. The transcript has a single exon.